Molecule: messenger RNA, 5255 nt
Organism: Hypanus sabinus (Atlantic stingray)
Lineage: Eukaryota; Metazoa; Chordata; Chondrichthyes; Myliobatiformes; Dasyatidae
Product: hydroxycarboxylic acid receptor 2-like
Exons: 2
Coding region: 397-1575 (392 amino acids)
Biological process (GO): thrombin-activated receptor signaling pathway; blood coagulation
Cellular component (GO): plasma membrane
Molecular function (GO): thrombin-activated receptor activity
Source: RefSeq, a predicted model, not a curated record
CUGCAAGUGAGGGAGGAGUGUGUUUGUUGAGAUGGUGGGGAAGAGGGAGGUAGAUGUAACUCGAGAGGUGGAUGCAUAACGCCCGUAAUCAUGCUGGGCAUCUGUGUUUCAGGCCGAGACCCUUUGGCAGACUGGAGAAAAGAAGCUGCGGAGUAGAUUUUAAAGGUGGGGGAGGGGAGAGAGAAACACAAGAUGAAAGUUGAAGCUGUGGGGUGUGGGAAUGAAGUAAAGAGCUAGGAUGUUGAUUGGUGAAAGAGAUACAUGGCUGGAGAAGGGGCUAUGUCUAAUCGAAGAGGACAGAAGACCACGGAAGAAAGAAAAGGGGGGGGAGGAGUACUAGAAGGAGGCGAUGAGUGGGCAAGGUGAGAAGGUGAGAGAGGGAAAAAGGGAUGAGGAAUGGUGAAGUGGAGAAGGGGAGAGACAUUACUGGAAGUACAAGAAAUCAAUAUUCAUGCCAACAGAUUGGAGGCUACUCAGACGGUAUACAAGGUGUUGUUCCUCCAUCCCAAGUGUGGCCUUAUCACAGCAAUGGAGAAGGCCAUGGAUGGACAUAUUGGAAUGGAAAUGAUGGCUUCCAUGGAAAAAACAAGCAAUUCAUCACCUACAGUCAGAACUAAUGGAACGUGCUUCUUUGAUGAACAAUUCCUCACAAGAAUGAUACCUCCAGCACUUACAAUCUUCUUUAUUUUAGCUGUAAGCUUUAACAGUCUAACACUAUGGAUAUUCUGUUCACAAGUGAAGAAAAAGGCCCCAAUUGAUAUUUUGAUGUUAAAUCUAUGUCUGGGUGACCUGCUUUUCUCAUUCACCUAUCCGCUUUUAAUCACUUAUCACAGCAACAAUAACCACUGGAUAUUUGGAGAAUUACUGUGCAAACUCCAAACCUUCUUCAUCUAUUUCAUCUUGAUGGCAAGUGUCUUCUUCCUGAUAUGCAUCAGUACUUAUCGAUGUUACAUGGUCCUCAAGUCCAUUCAGUCCAAGAACAGGAUUACAAAGAAAUGUACCAUUGCCCUUUCUAUCUUGAUCUGGUUGUUAACUGGCUUUGUUACAUCCCCGGCUUUUUCUCGGACCAGGGUCUUUAAAAUGAAUGGAAGAAUACAUUGUAUGAGCUUAAAUCAUCCAGAUAUCAAGAAAGUAUUACAAUCUUCUACAGUUAAGUUAUUUAUUCUGUCUUUUGUAAUUCCAUUUGUUACCUUGCUGGUGUCAACUUUACUUGUUCAAAGGAAACUGGCCAAUUUAACAUUAGCUGCACGUUCACAAAAAUUCCAAUAUGCUGUCCGGAUGAUGAUAGUAAUAUUGUGCAUCUUUGUAAUAUGCUUUCUUCCUGUAAAUGUAGCACGUUUAGUUAUUUCCACUGUGGGUAUGAACAACUGCACACUUUUCCAACAACUUGGAGUAGCUUACUACUGGUGUCUUCUUGCCAUUUAUUCUAAUACUAUCCUGGAUCCUAUUGUGUACUUCUACGCCAGCACCAAAUAUCGGACAAUGUUCAUUAACACCAUUAAGGGCAUGGGUUUUUGUAAAAAGCUGCCUGGAGUAGUCAGCAACACCCAAUCCACCAGCGAGUCAACAGUGUGACAAUUGAUGCAAAGAGCCAAUGAUUUAUCCUCAGUAGCCACUCGUUUUACCAUGUACCACCUGUACCUAAUAAAGUGGCCACUGAGUAUAUAAUCAUGGACUGCUGCUGCCCAUUCACUUCAAGAUUCAACGUGUUCUGCAUUCAGAGAUGCCCUUCUGUGCACCACUGCUGGAGCGCAUCAUCAUCUGAGUGACUGUUGUCUUCCUGUCAGUUUGAACCAGUUUGGCCAUUCCCUUGAGGUGCUUCUGUCCACAGAGCUACUGCUCUCUGGAAGUCUUCCAUUUCUCACACCAUUUUCUGUAAACUCCCGAGGCUUUUGUAUGUGAAAAUCCCAGCAGACCAGCAGUUUCUGAGAUCUGCAAAUCACCCCAUCUGGCACCAACAAUCAUUCCACAGUCAAAGUCACUUAGAGCAAAUAUCCCCACUCUGAUGUUUCGUCUGAGCAACUGAACCUCUUGACCAUGCUUUUAUGCAUUGCUUUGCUGCUCAUAAUUGGCUGAUUAGUUAUUUGCAUUAAUGAGCAGGUGUACAGGAGGACUAAUAAAGUGGCCAAGAACUGUAGAACAUACUUGGGGGAAGCAACAGUGGCUGUUCCUCUGGCACAGAGUCUGGCCCUGUGGCUCGGAAGAAUAGGGAAAGGAGGAGGAUGGCAGCAGUGAUAGGGGACUCCAUAGUUAUGGGUCAGGCAGGUGAUUCUGUGGACACUGGAAAGAAGCAUGGAUGGUAUUUGCCUCCCAGGUGCUAGGGUCCAGGAUGUUUCUGAUCGCGUCCACGAUAUCCUGAAGGGGGAAGGAGAACAGACAGAGGUUGUGGUAUAUAUUGGUACCACUGACAUAGGCAGGAAAAGGGAGGAGGUCCUGAAAGUAAACGACAGGGAGUUAAGAAGGAAAUUGAGAACCAGGACUACAAAGGUAGUCAUCUCUGGAUUACUGCCUGUGCACGUGACAGUGAGUAUAAGAAUAGAGUGAGGUGGAGGAUAAAUGCGUGGCUGAGGGAUUGGAACAGGGGACAGGGAUUCAGAUUUCUGGAUCUUUGGGACCUCUUUUGGGGCAGGAGUGACCUGUUGCACUCUAUUGGGGCAGGAGUAACCUGGGUUGCACUUGAAUCCCAGGGGACCAAUAUCCUGGCAGGGAGGUUUUCUAGGGCUACUGGGGAGAGUUUAAACUAGGAUUGCUGGGGGGCGGGAACCGAACUGAAGAGACAGAGGAAGAGGUGGUUGGCUCCCAACUAGAGAAAGCUUGGAGACAGUGUGAGAAGGAGGAUAGGCAGGUGAUCGAGAAGGGACUUGCUCAGACUGAUGGUUUGAGAUGUGUCUAUUUUAAUGCACGGAGUGUUGUGAACAAAGCAGAUGAGUUUAGAGCAUGGAUCAGUACUUGGAGCUAUGAUGUUGUGGCCAUUACAGAGAUGUGGAUGGCUCAGGGGCAGGAUUGGUUACUUCAAGUGCCAGGCUUUAGAUGUUUCAGAAAGGACAGGGAGGGAGGCAAAGGAGGUGGGGGCGUGGUACUGUUGAUCAGAGAUAGUGUCACAGCUGCAGUAAAGGAGGAAGACUUGAAGGGAUUGUCUACGGAGUCUCUGUGGGUAGAAUUUAGGAAGAGGAAAGGGCCACCAUUACCACUGCAUGGAACUAGCCUAGUAUUAUUCUUUAACAAACUCCAAAACAGAUUAACAGGCCAUUCUGGUUUUUUUUUUAAAUUUCCUGUGUGUAAAUGCUUGCUGUGGUACCAAUAGGCAGGUGUUCUCAGUCAAGUUCAAAAGUAAGUGAUUAUGACAUGCUUCACUGAAAACGUCUCGAAAAUGUGCAUUUAAGAUACUUGUAAAUUCCUGUCAAUCAUUGUUUUGUUUGUAAUUCCCCAUAUCUCAACAAAUAAAGCUACUCCCAUGAGUAUAUGUGCCUAUACAAAUAAAAAUAUUGUAUUGACAAAGUUUCUGACCAUUCAUACAUCUAAAAACCAUCAGACCUGGAAGUGUGGUUAAUGAAAAGAAUGAUAGAAUGAAUUGUAAAAUACAUUGUCAAGUGAUCCACAUCUACAGAAAGCAAGAGAGUACAAGAGAACAAACAGAUCAUCCACUGCAUAUAUGGGCAUUUGGUCGAGACCUCAAAAUGAAGUUAGUGCUUAGACACCCAUCCAUCUUCCAGUAAGGAGAAACAUUCAGGCAAGUGGAUUGAAGAUAAAAAAUGAAGGAGAUUGACAUAGGGAGAGAUCAAGAGAAAAAGAAUGAGCAGAACAUUCAAUUUGUCCUUGUCCUCUAGCAUGAUCAUUGAUUUCCCAUCUCAAUUCAGUCUGAGCUGAUGGGAAUAUCAAUGUUUCAACACAAGUCCGUUAUACAGCCCAUCUUAGUCAAACUUUCAGGAAACUUUCCACAAGGACAAUCACAAGUACAAACAGCCUGAAAUUGCUGUGUGGAAUUUCAGCUUCUGUACUACCAACUGGGAUCACCUUAGUCUGAAAGUUCAGAGGAGGCAGAAUUGAUAAAAGGCAAGGUUUUUGAGUCAGUGUGUCGAUAGCCCUGCCAAGAAACACUAGACCUAAUCUUUGCGAAUCUAUCUGCAGGGAAAGCAAACUGAUGGCACAUUAAUCUAUAAAUAACAAGUGGGAGACAUUCACCAAUGCAACUAUGAGAAUUCAGGACAAUGGUGAAAGGCAAAGACAACAAAGGAACACUGAAUGUCAAGGAACAUGAAGAAUCAAGAAAAAGCGUCAAAGGUUAGAUAAGGAAUUAAAAGGGUCGUUUAUAAAGAAGUGCAAACAGGAGACAUCCAACAGGUGCGUAGAAUGUGAAGAGUGUGCAAAAAAUGUAAUUAGGAGAGCAAAGUGGAGGCAUUCAACAGGAUUGGCAGCAAAAUUAAGGAAAAUAGGAAAGCAUUUUAUAUUAGGUGCAAAAGAAUUGGGCCCACAGAAAACAAACCUAUGUGUGGAGUCAAAGAAUGUAGGUGAGGUGUUAAAUAUAUUCCUCAUCCACGUUCAGUAGGGAGAACAUUUUUGUUGGAUAAAGGGGGCAGAUUAAAUUAACUGCUGUUAAAAAGCAGGCACCAUUAGAUGUCAUAAAAGUGGAUAUAUCCCCAAAGCCCAAGGAGUUGUAUCCCAGGUUGCUAUGGGAGAGAAGAAAGAGAACCUUAUGAGAUUCAAGAGAUAUUCUGAUCUUCUCUGGUCAUAGGUGAGAUGCCAGAUGACAGGGUAAGAGUAAAUAUGGUACACUUAUUUGAGAAGGGCAACUGGGAUAAAAUAGGCUGAUGAGUCUAACACAGAGGAUAGGAUAAUCACUGGAUGAAAUCUGAAAGGUAGAAUUAACCUGCACAUGGAGAGGCUGGGCUUGAUCAUGGACAGCAAGAGGGCUUUGCUAAGAAGACUCAACUGAUUGAAUGUUUUGAAGAAGCAUGUACAUGCUUCAGUGAGGUUAAUGUGGUGAAUUAGUCUACAUGAAUUUCAGUAAGGCUCUGAAAAGGUCCCACAUCAGAGCCUAGUUCAAACUGAAGAGCCAAUGGGAUCCAGGGCAAGCUGGUAAACUGGAUCCAAAACUUUCUGGUGAUAGAAAGCAAGAGUCUACAUGGAUUUCAGUAGGAGAACCCUGUAGCAUGAAUGGCAGUGAUGCUUGACUACAUCAACGCCUUCUAUGCCCACUUUGAAAGGGAGAAUAAAACUACAGCUGUGAAGAUCCCUGCUGCACCCGGUGAUCUCUG